AUGCCAUUUCGUCAAGUUGCUGGGAAGUGUAAUAAUGAUCUCAUGAUGUUGAAAUUAUUUAUAUGUGUUUUAUGUAUAAGUUUAAGUAGUGCCCAAAUAUUGCAAAAUGGACGAUGUGAAUCAAUCAAUGUUAGUCUGCCAGAGAACUUUCAACUGGGAGAGUUCGCAGGCACAUGGUACCACAUAGAAGGAACAAGGAGUCCCCUACAGACAGGGGACUGUUCCACUCUGUCAAUCACCGCUCGAGGCGAUAUCUUGACUGGAUCUAACACUUUGGAUGUGAAAAUCAAAUCGGUGGACGAAAACUUCCCGAAUGAGAUUACUGGGGUGGCCACGGUACAAAAUGGAAGUCCUUCUUUUAGCGUUAAUUAUCCGACACUUUCAAAGACAUUGGACUUGAAUGUCAUGAUCACAGAUUAUGAAAACUUCGCCCUUGCGUACAGCUGUGAGAAUUUUGGAAGCUCACAAAAAAAUCUAUACUUCUGGCAACUCGGUAGAAGUAGUGCUUUCCCCACGGAGAUGAUAAAAAGUCUCAUGAAUCGUACGCUGUACGUUAACUUUGAUGUGACAACCUCUGAUCUGACACCUGUGGACCAUUCCGAUGUGGCCUGCCAUAUCCUACCAGAAAUUGCUCCUGGAGAGUCAAUCAUUCUACCUGGUCAGUGUGACCAGAACAUCACAGCCGUUCAAAAUUUCCAGGGCGAUCGGUUCCAAGGUGUCUGGCAUCAGAUCGUUGCGUACUAUUCGACAAACUCGAUGGGACAAUGCAACAGGGCGGAGUACAGUUUCUCAGAUGGCAAAGUCGACAAGGUCAUCAACAGUGAGGUGAUUGAAGAGAAACUGAGAACAAUUACCGGUUCAGCUAUCGUUUCAAGUGAUGAUGGGAGUGCUAAAUUACUUGUGACCUUAGAAGUUACUCCAGGCAACUUCGUGGAUCAGCCACUUUGGAUCCUGGCCACAGACUAUACAAAUUAUGCUGUUUCCUAUUCAUGCAGUGAUCUGAGCGACAACCGAAAAAGAGUGACAAGCUGGAUCCUUAGCAGGAAGCGUCAGAUGCCAGAGUCAGUUCAGCCUGAGGUGGACCUUGUGAUAAAAUCCUACAAAGACCUCAACAGAGCGUACUAUCUGCAGACCAAUCAGAGUGACAGCGCCUGCUUCUACUAUCCAGACACAAGCCCAGGGCAGUCAGUUGUUUUCCCAGGACAGUGCGAUGACAGUAUAGAGGUCGUGCAGGACUUCCAAGCCGCUAAAUAUUUGGGACUGUGGCAUAACAUCGAGUCAUAUCCAUCAGUGAACCAAGAAGGCACUUGCAACAACGCGCGCUAUUCGCUAGCUGAAGAUGGAUCGGUGGAUGUUUUCAACACGCAGGUCAUCAACGAAACACUACUUACUAUUAAUGGAGUCGCAACGCUGUCUGAAAACGCGAAUACUGCCAAGUUAACUGUUCAGUUCCCAAUACCUGGAACGAAUCGUACAACAUCAACGAAUUACUGGGUCCUCGCGACUGACUACGAGUCAUUUGCUUUUGUUUACUCUUGCACCAAUAUAAACGAAUAUGAGAGAAAGGUUUUCGGUUGGAAGCUCAGCCGAACCAAACAACUACCGCCCAACGCUAAUACAAUAAUCGAGGGUAUAAUGAACAACGUGCCCGUUCUGAGGCAACGUUACUUUGAAAAAAAUGAUCAAACUGGUGAGGGGUGCUUCUAUUACCCAGCUGUGGAACCAGGAGUUCCUGUGGUAUUCCCAGGACAAUGUGACGAAAAUAUCCCGGUCAUAAAUAAUUUUCAGGCAAAUUUGUUUUCUGGUGAUUGGUAUGAAAUCCAGGCAUACCCCAAGGAAUUUCAACCUGGACAAUGUGUUAACCACAAAUAUACGUUGGCGGGUGGCGAUUUGAACAUUGAAUCUUCUAGUGUCAAUAAUCAGUUCCUGAUCACUUCUAAUAGCACUUUGGUUACCAGUGGAACCAGCGGAAAUCUCAGUAUAAUUACACCAGGACCCAACGAUACUACAAUUACAAUACCUUUCUGGAUAUUAAGCGUGGACUACCAAGAUUAUGCAUUAGCCUACAGUUGUGUUAACUUAGUGGAAGAUAAAAGAGCCAUUUACAGUUGGAAGUUAAGUAGGAGAAAGGAACUUUCCUCCGCAGCAAAUACAGCUAUUGAUAAUGCAAUAGCAGACAUUGUGGUGCUUGACAAUAAAUAUUAUGAACCUAUCGAUCAAUCAGACAACGCCUGUUUCUACCUCCCAGACUUAGCACCUGGUGAGCCAGUUAUAUUGCUUGGCAAAUGUGACUCAAAUAUCCAAGCUAUCCAAAAUUUCAACGUAUCAGCAUACUUGGGACGUUGGCGUCUUUUAGAAAGUUAUCCAGCUGAACAGCAAAAGGGAACUUGCAAUACCGCACAGUACUCUAUUCAAGACAACGACAGUGUAAAGGUUGAUAACUCACAAGUUGUGACCGAGGAGUUAGAGAUUGUCACUGGCUCUGCUACGGCUGCAAGCGACGGUAGUGGAAAAAUCACUGUCACUUUCCCAAACAGUCCAACGCCAGCUGACAUUUGGGUGCUGGAUACAGACUAUACAUCAUAUUCUCUGGUCUAUGCCUGCAAUGAUUUACCAGACAACAAGAGAAGAGUUUACAGUUGGAAGCUUAGUCGAGGCAAGGAACUUACAACUGAAGCUGUCUUGAAUAUAAACAAAGUUAUAGAAAAUGUCCAAGUGUUGAACAACAGGUAUUAUGAAAAGAUCGAUCAUUCAGACGAUGGAUGUUUUUACUUCCCAGCUGCAGGCACUGACCCAGUUGUAUUCCCUGGUCAGUGCGAUGUAAAUAUUCCCGUCGUUACUACAUUCAAUGCAUCUGAGUAUCUUGGUUUAUGGCACAACAUCGAAUCUUAUCCUUCUACCUUCCAAACUGGUACUUGUGGCAAUGCGCUUUACUCUUCUGGCACUACAAGUGCUGUUGACGUCUACAACACCCAGGUUAUUGAUAGAAAACUCGACAGCAUCCGAGGAACGGCUGAUUUUGCUGAAGCAAUAAAUGUUGGGAAACUUACAGUCAGCUUCCCUAUUGCAGGCACGAAUCGAUCCACGUCAAGCAGUUACUGGAUCUUAGCCACGGACUACGAAAAUUAUGCUCUUGUCUAUUCAUGCGUUAAUUUGAAUGAAGAAACUAGACGAGUAUCAAGUUGGAAGUUAAGUAGAACAAAAUCAUUAUCAAAUGUAGCAACAAAUGCAAUUAACGCAGUAGUCGCCACAAUACCAGUCCUUUCUGAAAGAUACUACGCGAAGAACAAUCAAAGUGCCGAAAGCUGUUUUUAUUUCCCUGAACCUGAGCCUGGAAAGGUUGUAGAAUUCCCAGGAAAAUGUGAUGACACAAUCCAGGCGUACCCAAACUUUAACCUAACUCUUUUCGGUGGAACUUGGUAUGAAAUACAAGCAUACCCUAAGGAACAACAGACAGGACAAUGCAUAAGACACGACUACUCAGUAGCAGGAAACGAUGCUUUAAAUCUUGUUUCGAGCAACGUCUUAAAUGAAGCACUGAGAGAAACAAACAGCAACGUUAGGUUCGCUUCGGCGCAAGACACUAGUGGAAAGCUUAUAAUUCGCAUCAACAGUGGUGGAUCAGAGGUCCAAAUUCCGUUCUGGAUACUUGACAUUGACUACAGCGACUACGCUUUAGCAUAUUCCUGUGUUAAUGUUGAAAACGACAGAAGAAGAGUAUUUAGUUGGAAACUCAGCAGAUCAAAAACCUUGUCGAGUGCCGCUGCCAUAGGCAUUGACGCCGCUAUUAAAGAUAUCGAUGUUAUUGACAACAAAUAUUACGAGGCCAUCGAUCAAUCUGACUCCGCAUGCUUCUAUCUACCCGAUAUUUCCUUGGGAGAAUCGGUCAUCUUCCCAGGACAAUGUGACGUCACUAUCCCUGUGGUCCAGAACUUUAAUGUUACUAGAUACGGAGGUCGAUGGCGGAUGAUAGAAACCUACUAUUCAGACUUCCAAAACGGAGAAUGCAAUGACGCUACUUAUUCUUUACUAGAAGAUGGUACAGUUUCGGCACUGAAUACCCAAGUUAUUGGAACAGAACUUGACUCAAUAACUGGUAAUGCAACACUCGCCAGUACCGAUGGAUCUGCAAAACUAUUAGUUAGAUUCCCGACAACAACUGAGGCUUCAGAUUACUGGAUUCUGGAUACUGACUACGAUACAUACUCCCUGGUAUACAGUUGUAGAAAUCUUGAUAAUAACCGAAGAAGAGUAUGGAGUUGGAAACUCAGUCGAUCAAAAGAAUUGAGUACGGAUGCUAACAACAAAAUCAACACCAUUAUCAAUAGCAUCAACGUUUUAAACAGUAAAUAUUACAAAAAAAUCGAUCACUCCGAUGAUGCGUGCUUUUAUCUUCCUACACCUGAUGGAAAACCAGUAGUAUUCAGAGGCCUCUGUGAUGAGACAAUACCCGUUGUCGCCAAUUUCAGAGCUACUGAUUAUCUCAAUUUAUGGCACAACAUAGAAUCAUAUCCAUCAGCUUUCCAAACCGGCACCUGUAACAAUGCUUUCUAUUCCCCCGGGACAACGACCGCCGUUGACGUGUACAACACACAAGUGAUAAACAGAACGUUGGAUUCCAUCAGGGGAACAGCUGAUAUAGCUGAGAACGCCAAUACUGGGAAGCUAGUUGUCAGCUUUCCUAUUGCAGGCACCAAUCUUACGACUUCAACUCCGUACUGGAUAUUAGGCACCGAUUAUACUUCCUAUGCUCUGGUAUACACUUGUAUGAAUUUAGACGAAGACUCCAGGAGAGUAUCAAGUUGGAAGCUAAGUAGGACAAAAUCGUUAACAUCUGAAGCAACAACUGCUAUUAAUACAAUAGUCAACAGAAUUCCAGUUCUCGAUCAAAAAUAUUAUGAAAAGAAUGAUCAAAGUGCUGAGGGUUGUUUUUACUUUCCCGAACCCGAGCCAGGAAAGGUUGUAGAAUUUCCAGGAAAAUGUGAUGAGACAAUUCAAGCGUACCCAAACUUUAAUCUGACACUUUUCGGUGGAACUUGGUAUGAAAUACAAGCAUACCCUAAGGAACAACAGACAGGACAAUGCAUAAGACACGACUACUCAGUAGCAGGAAACGAUGCUUUAAAUCUUGUUUCGAGCAACGUCUUAAAUGAAGCACUGAGAGAAACAAACAGCAACGUUAGGUUCGCUUCGGCGCAAGACACUAGUGGAAAGCUUAUAAUUAGCAUCAACAGUGGUGGAUCAGAGGUCCAAAUUCCGUUCUGGAUACUUGACAUUGACUACAGCGACUACGCUUUAGCAUAUUCCUGUGUUAAUGUUGAAAACGACAGAAGAAGAGUAUUUAGUUGGAAGCUCAGCAGAUCAAAAACCUUGUCGAGUGCCGCUGCCAUAGGCAUUGACGCCGCUAUUAAAGAUAUCGAUGUUAUUGACAACAAAUAUUACGAGGCCAUCGAUCAAUCUGACUUCGCGUGCUUCUAUCUACCCGAUAUUCCCUUGGGAGAAUCUGUCAUCUUCCCAGGACAAUGUGACGUCACUAUCCCUGUGGUCCAAAACUUUAAUGUUACUAGAUACGGAGGUCGAUGGCGGAUGAUAGAAACCUACUAUUCAGACUUCCAAAACGGAGAAUGCAAUGACGCUACUUAUUCUUUACUAGAAGAUGAUACAGUUUCGGCACUGAAUACCCAAGUUAUUGGAACAGAACUUGACUCAAUAACUGGUAAUGCAACACUCGCCAGUACCGAUGGAUCUGCAAAACUUUUGGUUAGAUUCCCGACAACAACUGAGGCUUCAGAUUACUGGAUUUUGGAUACUGACUACGAUACAUACUCCCUGGUAUACAGUUGUAGAAAUCUUGAUAAUAACCGACGAAGAGUAUGGAGUUGGAAACUCAGUCGAUCAAAAGAAUUGAGUACGGAUGCUAACAACAAAAUCAACACCAUUAUCAAUAGCAUCAACGUUUUAAACAGUAGAUAUUACAAAAAAAUCGACCACUCCGAUGAUGCCUGCUUUUAUCUCCCUGUACCUGAUGGAAAACCAGUAAUAUUCAGAGGCCUCUGUGAUGAGACAAUACCCGUGGUCACUAAUUUUAGAGCUACUGAUUAUCUCAAUUUAUGGCACAACAUCGAAUCAUAUCCAUCGGCUUUCCAAACCGGCACCUGUAACAACGCUUUCUAUUCCCCCGGAACAACGACCGCCGUUGACGUGUACAACACACAAGUGAUAAACAGAACGUUGGAUUCCAUCAGAGGAACAGCUGAUAUAGCUAAGAGCGCCAAUACUGGGAAGCUAAUUGUCACCUUUCCUAUCGCCGGCACCAAUCGUACCACUGCUACAGAUUACUGGAUCUUAGAUACCGAUUACACUUCUUAUGCCCUCGUAUACACCUGUAACAAUUUGGAAGACGAAAGCAGAAGAGUAUCGAGUUGGAAGUUAAGUAGAACAAAAGUAUUGUCAUCUGAGGCUGCGAACAAAAUUAACGCGGUCGUAGCUAGGAUCCCAGUUCUGAAUCAACAAUACUACGAAAAGAAUGACCAAAGUGACGAAGGCUGCUUCUACUUCCCUGAUCCAGAGCCAGGGAAAGUUGUUGAAUUCCCGGGACGAUGUGACGAAAGUAUUCAAGCGGAGCCAAACUUUAAUUUAACAUUGUUCCGAGGAACGUGGUAUGAAAUACAAGCAUACCCGAAGGAACAACAGACAGGCCAAUGCAUAAGACACGACUACUCAGUAGCAGGAAGCAAUACUUUAGACCUUGUUUCGAGUAACGUCUUGAAUGAAGCACUGAGAGAAACAAACAGCAACGUUAGGUUCGCUUCGGCGCAAGACACUAGUGGAAAGCUUAUAAUUCGCAUUAACAGUGGUGGAUCAGAGGUCCAAAUUCCAUUCUGGGUACUCGACACUGACUACAACGACUAUGCUCUAGCAUACUCCUGUGUUAAUGUUGAAAACGACAGAAGAAGAGUAUUCAGUUGGAAACUAAGUCGUUCAAAGAUUUUAUCGGCUGAAGGUGACAGAGCAAUAUCGGACGCAAUGCAAAAUAUCGAUGUUAUCGACAAACGAUACUUUGAGAAUAUCGAUCAAUCCGAUUCUGCAUGUUUCUAUUUACCGGACGUUCCUAUGGGAUCACCAGUUGUUUUUCCAGGACAAUGUGACCUUAAUAUACCAGUCGUCCGGGAUUUCAACGUUACUGCGUACGGUGGGCGUUGGCGUAUGAUUGAAACGUACGCCUCAGAAUUCCAAAUAGGUGAAUGUAAUGAUGCUACUUACACAUUACUCGAUGAUGGUUCGGUAUUGGUAUUAAACACUCAAGUUAUCAACCAAGAUUUAGAUACAAUCACUGGCAAUGCGACGCUAGGAAGCGAUGAUGGAUCUGCCAAACUCUUUGUCAAAUUCCCAACAACCAUACAGACCGCAGAUUAUUGGGUUCUUGAUACUGAUUACACUUCAUACGCCCUUGUCUACAGCUGUAGAAACCUUGAUGAUAAUCGCAGAAGAGUAUGGAGCUGGAAACUGAGUAGAUCCACUGAACUUAGCGGUGUUGCCAACAAUAAUAUCAAUGCUAUCAUUAAUAAUAUUAAUGUAUUAAAUAGCAAAUACUUUAAGAAAAUAGAUCAUUCUGAUAAGGAAUGUUUCUAUUAUCCUAUACCUGACGGCAAACCAGUAUUAUACAGAGGACAGUGUGAUGAAACUAUAUCAGUCAUUAACAACUUUAAUGCUGCGAAUUACUUAGGAACUUGGUACGAUAUCGAGAGUUAUCCUACCAACUACCAAUUUGGUACCUGCCCUACUGCUAGGUACACUCUUAACGGCGACCGAGUGGAUGUGUUUAACACAGAGGUCAUAAACCAACGCCUUUCCACUGUUAAUGGUGUAGCAGUGCCAUAUCCUGAUGGAUCAUCCAGACUGACGGUUUCCUUCCCCAUACCAGGAACGCAGGAGUCAACAAGUACCCCAUACUGGGUACUCGAUACUGACUACAGAAACUAUGCUUUGGUGUACUCCUGCGUAAAUGAUGGUUCCGAACAUAGAAAAGUAUCAAGUUGGAAACUCAGUCGUCAAAAGACUUUGAGCCCUGCGUCCAUUGCAGCAAUUAACAUCGCCAUGGGCAAAGUAGAUGUUAUCGAUGAAAGGUAUUUCAAUGUGCGAAAUCAUACCGAUGAGAUGUGCUUCUUCUACCCUGAGAACAAUGGAGGUCCUGUCGAAUUGGAUGGAGAGUGUGCAACUGACUCUAUAGCAAUCAGCAAUUUCGACGUUGAAGCGUUUAAUGGUGCAUGGUACGAAGUAUCCCGCUACCCAUCAGAAUUAGUAUCCGGCCAAUGUGUAUCUAACGAGUUUGUUGCCUCAAACCAAAACGCUUUUACUAUGAAGAAAUCAUAUGUUUCCGAUGAGGCCCUGCUAGAGGUAACUGGUACGGCUACUGUUGCCACUGAUGGAAGAGGAAUUCUCAAUGUACGACUAACUGAAGGAAGCGGUGCCUCCUUUGAAACUACUAUGUAUGUUAUGGAUGUUAAUUACACCGACUACGCUUUACUAUACGGGUGUAGAAGUCUUGGAAAUGGAAAGAAGCAAAUUUACAGUUGGAAACUCAGUAGAAGUCAAGAAGGUCUAUCUCCUGAAGCAGAAAACAAUAUACAGAGUAUUGUAACGGAGACGAAGGAUCUGUGGGAAGGGUAUUAUGAAAUAACUGAUCAGACUUACAAAGGCUGCUUCCACUACCCUGAAUUCGAUGAGACACCUGAUGUAAUUGAAUUAAUAGGCCCAUGCGAUGAAACAAUUAAAGGAGUUGCUAAUUUCAAUGCAUCAGCGUAUUUGGGUAAAUGGUAUGAAUUGGCGAGCUACCCUCAACGAUUCCAAAAUGGCGAAUGUUCCCGCGCUUACUACAGCACAGACAAUGGUGCCGUUGUCAAUGUUAUGAACACGCAAGUAGUCAAUCGCACUUUAGACGUUGCGUAUGCUACCGCAACGGUGGCAUCAAACGACGGCAGUGGAGUUCUAGACGUCACUUUUACAAUGCCUGUAUCUACUACUUCGAACUAUUACAUUCUUGCAACGGACUACACGAGAUAUGCUCUUGUAUACAGCUGCAGAAAUUUGGACAACCGAAGAAGACAAGUCGGUAGCUGGAAGUUAAGCAGGGACAAGACAUUGAGCUCCGAUGCCGAAACUAUUAUGAAUGAUGUUAUUAACAAGACGCAAGGACUAAAUCCAAAUUAUUAUAUACCAACUAGCCAAUCGGAGGAUUCUUGUUUUUAUGUGCCGGAUGCAGAUAAAAACGAGGCGCCCACGUUUAGAGGACAGUGCCAAGAUGUUAGUGGCGUGCAAGGGUUUAAUACAGCAAGGUUCUUAGGCUGGUGGCAUGAAAUUGAAAAUUAUCCUACUGGCACAGACACUGGAUCUUGCAUCAGUUCAGAUUUCCUUCCGUCUGGAAACUCUUAUCAAGUCGUUGACACCAGCGUCCGUAAUAAUAGCGCAAGUGUUAUCACGAGUGCAGUAACUUUCACCAAUGAUGGAAAAAUAAGAAAGACAUUAAGCGAUGGAAAAGUUAUCGAUAUUUUGGUGCUUGCAACGGAUUACGAUUCUUUCGCCUUAUUGUACACAUGUGAAAAUAUUAACACGGACUACAAGCGUGUAUGGAGUGCAAAAUACAGCAGAACUCGGGAGUUAACGCAGCAUGCGCAAAGUAUUAUCGACUCUUAUAUGAACAACAACAGAGUUUUGGAGCCAAAGUUUUAUUUCUUAGUAGACCAGAGCGAUUCAGUCUGUUUCCAUUACCCGGAGAUUUCAGGAGACCAGGUCAUACUGCCUGGACAGUGUGAUACAAAUAUACCUGUUAAAAAACAAUUUGAUCCUGCCCAGUACUCUGGAACGUGGUACCAAAUAGAAAGAUAUCCACAGCGCUUUGAAAGUGGAAACUGUACAGGAGCACGAUACAGAUUGAACACAGGAACCGGUGUUGUGACUGUUUUGAACUGGCAGGUGAUAGAUGGAGUGCUGGAUUCUGUAGAGGGUACAGCUACCGUUAAUUCUACGGAUGGAAGUGCUAAAUUAAUUGUUAAUUUACCAGUACGAGGCACGGACGAUCCUGAGCCGCAAAUGGUUUCGAUGGAGCUGUUUGUUUUGGACACGGAUUAUAUCUCAUACUCUUUGGCCUACAGUUGCGUUAAUGACGGUCAUUAUCGUAGAGCAGUUGGCGUUUGGAAAUUGAGUCGAACAAGGUCAUUAACUGAAGCUGGCAACACUGCUAUCAACACGUAUACUGCGGGUCGAGAAGAAUUUAACGACAAAUAUUACCUCAAAAUAGGGCAAAAUGAGACAUGCCCAGAACCAAGUUCCGGUGUUUUAGCAAAAAGCAGUAUUAUAGUAUUAAUAAUUAGUAUCGCGCUGUCUAAACUGUUUUGA
Leptosia nina is the source of this 10395-nucleotide messenger RNA. Lineage: Eukaryota; Metazoa; Arthropoda; Insecta; Lepidoptera; Pieridae. The record is from the annotation of a GenBank genome assembly.